UCCUAACCCGGAAGUGACCGUGUACGACGAGUCGCUUGGCUCAGACAGACAGCUCAGCAUUAGCCCGGCUUCCUGCCUGCUAAUUCAUCAGUGACAGCCGCCCGUCCUCUCCGCCACAAUGAACACAGUGCUGUCCAGGGCUAACUCCCUCUUCGCCUUCUCUCUGAGUGUUAUGGCCGCUCUCACUUUCGGCUGUUUCAUCACCACCGCUUUCAAAGACCGAGUGGUGCCUGUGAACAUCCACGUCUCCCGGGUGACGCUAGAGAAUGUGGAAGAUUUCACCGGCCCCAGAGAGAAGAGUGACCUGGGAUUCCUCAUAUUUGAUAUAAAUGCAGAUUUGCAACCGAUAUUUGACUGGAACGUGAAGCAGUUGUUCAUAUAUCUCUCGGCAGAGUACUCAACUAAGAGUAAUGCUUUGAACCAGGUUGUGCUAUGGGACAAGAUCAUCCUCCGGGGAGACAACCCAAAGUUGUCUUUAAAGGAGAUGAAAUCAAAGUAUUUCUUCUUUGACGAUGGAAACGGCCUGAAGGGUAACAGGAAUAUCACACUCACCCUCUCUUGGAAUGUGGUCCCGAAUGCUGGCAUCCUGCCCCUGGUCACAGGAUCAGGGCACAAAUCGAUCCCAUUCCCAGAAACCUACAAAACCCCAAUGAGCUAUUAAAUUAUUGCAACCUUUCCUACAUUGAAUUUUUUUAUAUAUAAGAAUGUUCCUGUACAUCUUGAAAAAAAAAAAAAUCGCGCCUAAUUUUCCUACCUAAUGAAAGAAGAGUUUUAUUUACAAAAAGGGAAGAAAAAAAAGCUACACUUGGCAAUAAACCGCUUAUUUGGAAAUGUGUUCGCCACGUGGGUGAGAGGCGCGUGUAUAUGACAGUGAAAAGCCACAAUUUUUAUUUUUUUAUUUUGAGCAGGUCUUGGUCUUCCCAGAGGGAGGGAAUAGACAGUCACAUCCAUCGGUUCGAAGCAAUGCAACGUUAUGUCCGCCGUGUUUUAUUUUCUCCUCGGUAAAUGACGGCUGAGCCUGUCGUUAACAGAAUAAAUGUGAACAUGUGUUAUUUUAUAUUAGCAUAUUCAUGUGGAAAAAAUACAAUGUCAGCAGUCCAGACACUGUUUUCAAAUAAAACUAUCCAACAUGGUGUACAA
Molecule: messenger RNA, 1140 nt
Organism: Bufo gargarizans (Asiatic toad)
Lineage: Eukaryota; Metazoa; Chordata; Amphibia; Anura; Bufonidae
Gene: SPCS3
Product: signal peptidase complex subunit 3
Exons: 5
Coding region: 119-661 (180 amino acids)
Biological process (GO): protein targeting to ER
Cellular component (GO): signal peptidase complex; membrane
Source: RefSeq, a predicted model, not a curated record